Molecule: messenger RNA, 2092 nt
Organism: Malania oleifera
Lineage: Eukaryota; Viridiplantae; Streptophyta; Magnoliopsida; Santalales; Ximeniaceae
Product: nuclear transport factor 2
Exons: 10
Coding region: 294-1721 (475 amino acids)
Cellular component (GO): cytosol; ribonucleoprotein complex
Molecular function (GO): mRNA binding
Source: RefSeq, a predicted model, not a curated record
AAUUCAAACUGCCCUUUCUCCCCUCAAACCGGUAGAGGACACACCGCCUUUCACACCCCACCUUCACGCAAUCUCUGCCUCUCCCCUCUAUAAAUACUUGAAAGCCCUCUUUUAUCGCUGCUCGCCACUUCCUCUCUCUUUUUCGCGAUCCGGCACCGAGCAAAACCCUAGGAAGAGCGACCGGGAGGAGAGAGAAAGCGGCAGCGAGAGAUAGUUGAGAAUCUCUUUAGCGAGAGGAUUUCUCUCACCUCCCCAGGUCUAACCUAAGCUCAGGGUUUCUUCAUCGAUCAGUGAUGGCAUCUUCAGUACAGCAGCAGGCCGCCGCUGGAUCUCCCCCUAGUCCGCAAGUUGUGGGGAAUGCUUUUGUUCAGCAGUAUUACCACAUUCUGCAUCAAUCGCCCCAGCUCGUCUAUCGAUUUUACCAGGAUAUUAGCAAGCUUGGUCGACCCGAGGAUAAUGGAAUCAUGGGUUCCGUCUCAUCAAUGGAUGCUAUCAACGAGAAGGUACUUUCACUGGAUUAUGGUAAACUCAGUGCAGAGAUCAAAACUGUCGAUGCUCAAGAUUCUCAUGAAGGAGGUGUACUUGUCCUUGUUACUGGCUACUUAACGGGAAAGGACAAUGUUAAGCGGAAUUUUACUCAGACCUUCUUUCUUGCUCCGCAAGACAAAGGAUACUUUGUUCUGAAUGAUAUGUUUAGAUAUGUUGAAGAUGUCAAUAAUGAGGGAGACCAGGGUUUGGCAUCUGAGGUUGAAGCUCCUCUCACUCCAGAUCAGGAACCUUCUCUUGUGCAGGAUAAUCAUGUCUCAGAGCAUAUGACUGUGUCAUCAGAGGAUGUUAAUGGGGAGGAAGUGUAUGAUCCUUCUGAGAAUGGAGAAGUUCUCAUCGUGGAAGAGGAAGUCCCAGUGGCUGAGGUGGUUGAUGAAAUUCAUGAUGAUUCACAGUUAGUGACUGAAUCUAACUCCAAAAUUGAAGAAGUUCCAAGGAAGUCGUAUGCUUCAAUUGUGAAGGUGAUGAAGGAGAAUGGCAUGCCUUUGUCAACUACUCCUGCUCCUCCAAGGGCUGUACCGAAGGGCCAGGAGCAACAAAUAACUGCCACACCACUGCCUGCAACUGUGGCUGAGACGUCCAAUGUAAACUCAAAUGCGGUUGACAGUGGGGACAGCCAAGAGGGAGAAGUUGAAGGUUACUCUAUCUACAUAAGGGGCUUGCCAAUGAGUGCAACACCAGGCCUACUUGAGGGCGAGUUCAAAAAGUUUGGAGCUAUUAAGAGAAAUGGAAUUCAAGUUAGAAGCAACAAGGGAUUUUGUUUUGGCUUUGUGGAAUUUGAGGUGGCAAAUGCUGUUCAAAAUGCAAUAGAGGCUUCCCCUAUUACGAUUGGUGGACGCCAAGCUUAUGUUGAGGAGAAGAGAUCCACAAAUUCUCGAGGCAACAACAGGGGUAGAUUUACAAAUGGGCGUGGGGGUAUGGGUGGUUUCAGGAAUGAGGGAGCUAGAGGACGAGGAAACUAUGGAGGUGGUAGAGGCUACAGUCGGGGUGAUUUCAGCAACAGGACAGAGUUUGGAAACAGGGGCAAUGGUCGAGGAGGACAUUCAAACCGAGUUGAUGGAUAUCAGAGGGCUGACCAUCUGGGUAACAAUGGUGGACGCAUGAAUCGUUGGGGUGGGAUGUCAGUAAAUGCAACAGCCAAAAGUAUGGCACCACGAGUAUCUGCGCCUGCUUGAGCAACUGAUAGUGUUGAAUGUCUGUGAUUAAAGGAAGAUAGAUUUUUCUACUUGAAAUCCGGUAGUUUUUUCAGUGGUUGGGGUAGAGCAUCUCAAGUGGCCAGCACCUGAUCCUUUUUGUGGAUGUGCUGUCCAAAAUUUUCUGUAGGAUUUUCUUACCUCUUUUUGGCCUCCUUUUUGGUCAUUUUGUUUUGUUUUGUUCUUUUUCUUUUUACUUUUUUUUGGUCAUGUUGAGUGGUUGUAGUUGGAUGGUAAAAACAAUUGAAGUAGCCCUAUUGUGUAGUUGCAUACUCAUGCCAUGUCAAGGAUGCCAAUUUGUUUCCUAAUAGGGAAUUAUUCUUGAGUUAAUUUUGAAUGUGUUAAUCUUUCUA